Struthio camelus australis is the source of this 3029-nucleotide messenger RNA. NCBI's taxonomy places the organism in Eukaryota, Metazoa, Chordata, Aves, Struthioniformes, Struthionidae. The record is from RefSeq and is a predicted model, not a curated record.
GUCCCGCUGAUGAAGAGGAGGUGAGGCCUGAGCUGUAGUUACCGCUGGUGCCGUUCCCUUUGGGACACUUGUCUUCUUCCUGCCUCCCCUCCCGGCCCCCUGGGGCUGCGCGGAGCGAUCCCGAUGCCGAAGAACAGCAAGGUGACGCAGCGGGAGCACAGCAGCGAGCAUGUCACCGAGUCGGUGGCCGACCUGCUGGCCCACGAGGAGCCCGUGGACUACAAACGCAGCGUCCUCAACAUGACAGGCGAGACCUGGGACAAGCAGAAGGACGUGGAGGACGAGCUGGAGGCGGAGAACCGGCCGGCGUGGAACAGCAAGCUGCAGUACAUCCUCGCGCAGAUCGGCUACUCCGUGGGGCUGGGCAACGUCUGGCGGUUCCCCUACCUGUGCCAGAAGAACGGAGGAGGCGCCUACCUGGUCCCGUACCUGGUCCUGCUCAUCAUCAUCGGCCUCCCCCUGUUCUUCCUGGAGCUGGCAGUGGGGCAGCGGAUCCGCCGGGGCAGCAUCGGCGUCUGGAAUUACAUCUGCCCCCGCUUGGGGGGCAUCGGAUACGCCAGCUGUCUCGUGUGUUUUUUUGUCGGUCUCUAUUACAACGUCAUCAUUGGCUGGAGCAUCUUUUACUUCUUUAAGUCCUUCCAGUACCCUCUUCCCUGGAGCGAGUGCCCCAUCGUGAAAAAUGGCACGGUGGCCGUUGUGGAGGCCGAAUGCGAGAGGAGCUCAGCCACCACCUAUUUCUGGUACCGGGAGACCCUGGACAUCUCUAACUCCAUCUCGGAGAGCGGGGGCCUCAACUGGAAGAUGACCUUGUGCCUGCUGGUGGCCUGGAGCCUUGUUGGCUUGGCUAUGAUCAAAGGCAUCCAGUCCUCAGGGAAGGUCAUGUAUUUCAGCUCGCUCUUCCCCUACGUGGUGCUGGUUUGCUUCCUGGUCCGGGGCCUUCUGCUGCGAGGGGCAGUGGACGGGAUCACGCACAUGUUCACGCCCAAGCUGGACAAGAUGCUCGAUCCUCAGGUGUGGCGGGAGGCAGCUACACAGGUUUUCUUUGCCUUGGGCCUCGGUUUUGGGGGGGUCAUCGCCUUCUCCAGUUACAACAAGCAAGACAACAACUGCCACUUUGACGCAACGCUUGUCUCCUUCAUCAACUUCUUCACCUCUGUCCUGGCCACCCUGGUUGUGUUUGCUGUGCUGGGCUUCAAGGCCAACAUCAUGAAUGAGAAAUGCGUGGUGGAGAAUGCUGAGAGGAUCUUGGGGUAUCUGAACACCAAUGUGCUGAGCCAUGACCUCAUCCCACCCCAUGUGAACUUCUCCCACCUCACGGCCAAGGACUACAAUGAGAUGUACAGGGUGAUCAUGACAGUGAAGGAGGGGCACUUCAAAGAACUGGGCUUGGAUGCCUGCCUGCUGGAGGAUGAACUCAACAAGUCGGUGCAAGGAACUGGCUUGGCCUUCAUUGCCUUCACAGAAGCCAUGACUCACUUUCCAGCUUCGCCAUUUUGGUCUGUCAUGUUCUUCCUGAUGCUAAUAAACCUGGGUCUGGGGAGCAUGAUUGGGACCAUGUCAGGCAUCACGACACCCAUCAUCGACACCUUCAAAGUGCGGAAGGAAGUGUUCACAGUUGGCUGCUGCAUCUUUGCCUUCUUGGUGGGCCUGAUCUUUGUGCAACGCUCUGGGAAUUACUUUGUCACCAUGUUCGAUGAUUACUCGGCCACACUGCCUCUCACUGUUGUGGUGAUCCUGGAGAACAUCGCUGUGGCCUGGAUUUAUGGCACCAAGAAGUUCAUGCAGGAGCUGACAGAAAUGCUGGGCUUCCGGCCAUAUCAGUUCUACUACUACACCUGGAAGUACGUCUCUCCCAUCUGCAUGGCUGUGCUCAUGACUGCCAGCAUCAUCCAGCUGGGGGUCAGCCCACCAGGCUACAGCGCAUGGAUCAGAGAGGAGGCUGCAGAAAAGUUCCUUUUUUACCCAACCUGGGCCAUGGCUAUUCUCAUCUCUCUGAUCAUCCUGGCAUCCCUUCCUCUGCCUCUGGUCUUCAUCCUCCGUCAGUUCCACCUUGUGUCAGACGGCUCCAACGCCCUCUCUGUCACCUACAAGAAGGGCCGGAUGAUGAAGGACAUCUCCAAUUUGGAAGACAAUGACGAGACCCGCUUCAUCUUGAGCAAAGUGCCCAGCGAGACCCCGUCCCCCAUGCCCACGCACCGUUCCUACCUGGGUCCUGGCAGCAACUCCCCCAUGGAAAUGAGCAAUGCCCCGAACGGACGAUAUGGGAGUGGGUAUUUACUGGCCAGCACCCCUGAAUCUGAACUGUGAUGGCUGCCUGCCUGCCACCCCCACCGGGAGAGAAGGUCACUGGGGAGUGGAUCCUAGCUGUCCAGGCAACAGGAAAAUUAAUUAAUAAAGAAAACAACAAAGAAGAAACCCCUCUUAGAAUCAAAAGCAGCCAUUUCCAAGAUGACAUCAGGAAGAAGGGAUUGCGGGAGGGGCAGGACUCUCCUCCGACAACCUUCGCCUGAAAGGCAGGACCCCUCAUAGCUUGCCUGUGGGGAAGGGAGGAGGAACAAGAGGUGCUGCAAUAUCUUUGAGGGUUGUUCUCAUGCAGCUUAAAGCUGAAGCAAAGAAUCUCACUUUCUGAGCAGCUGAUGGUUGGAAAAAGGACCCAGAGUAAGGUGGAAAGCCAGCCAUGCUUCCUCCUGUAACCCAGAGCUCUUCCCUCUGUUUUCCUUUAGCUGGGAGAAGUCAUGGCCUUAUUCCAACGAGCACAAUUAACCAUUGAUGUUCAUAGCACAAAAGGGUGCUGUUGUUGUCACCAUUGUUGUUGUAUUUCCUGUAGUUUUUAUAGCUGUGAACACACCCAAAUAACCCCAAAUUUUGACCAGGGUUGCCAGGGAGCAGUGCUGGGUUGGCUGAGUUGUUGCAAGGUGUGGGAUUGCUGAUGAUCCUUGCUAUCUGUUUUGUUACCACCAGCACAGAGACAGUGUCUGUGAGUUGUUCUGAGGCACGGGGAUCGCCCCCUCCAUGUGAAGAUGUGGCUA